CAUAUCGCCAUUGCUUUGAUUCGGUGUACUUUAUGUUUUACUUACCUUUUAUAAUUAUUACGGAGUUUUAAAGGGACUUUUAUUGUGACACACGUAAAAAUUGUGUUGCGAACUUUAUUUUAUCACCUAUAUUGUGACAGCCAAGCAAAAUAAAAUUACGUGUUCAUAUGAUACGUUAUUAGAAGAUACGAGAUACGCAUUUCAACGAACACCAAACCUGACCGUAUUUGAAUCACUUCGUCCAUUGACCGCUUGUAUUGAAAACCAUUGAUUGCCAGUCGAGUGCUUAGCGUGUGUAAAGACGUCAAACUAAUCGAUAAAUACAGAUUGGCCACAACCGACCAUGGAAACAGCGACAGCGACUCUGGUUGGCGAACAGCAGUUGCCAACGGCACCAGAAUUGCCGACUUCAUCAACCAAUGUCAAUAGCAGCAACGGCAACGAAAGCGGCAGCAAUUUCCCUAAUGCAUCGGAGCGUGUGGAUACCGAAAAUAUUGGCUGGAAUAGGGACAGAACUGAUGCCACAUCGGAGUUGCGCCAGCGUGCAACGUCAUAUUCGUUCACGGGCAGUGCCCUGGCCAGUGGCAACAAGUCGGAGCUCAAUGAAACGGAAGCGGCUGGGUCAAGUAGUGACAACAGCGCCACUGUGAAUGACAAGGACAAGGACAAGGAUAAGGAGCAUAGCGAGGAAUCACUGUACGAGUGCAACAUAUGUUUGGAUACAGCGAAGGACGCGGUGGUUAGCAUGUGUGGCCAUCUCUUCUGUUGGCCAUGCUUGCACCAAUGGCUGCUAACGCGACCCAAUCGCAAACUCUGCCCAGUUUGCAAGGCAGCCGUGGACAAGGACAAAGUUAUACCGCUCUAUGGUCGCAAUAGCACACGCCAGGAGGAUCCACGCAAUAAGGUGCCACCUCGUCCUGCCGGCCAGCGUACAGAGCCUGAGCCUGCACCUGGCUUUCCGGGCUUCGGGUUCGGUGAUAGCUUCCACAUGUCAUUUGGCAUUGGCGCUUUCCCCUUCGGUUUCUUUACAUCAUCGCUUAACUUUCGCGAGCCACGCCCAGCAGCGGCUAAUCGGGGCACCACGCAAUACGACGAUGAGCAGACACUCUCCAAACUGUUUCUCUAUCUCGCUUUUCUCUGCAUCGGAUGGCUGUUGUUUGCCUAGCAACUUCACCAUAGGGCGACCAUGUAAGAAUGUCGCACCCAUAACAAUAACAACAACAACAACUACAACUACAGCAACAUCAACGGGAAUAGCAACAAAAUAGCAAUUAAAAUAAUAACCAAAAUAAUACCAACACGAAAGUAUACUAAAAGCCCCAAUAUGAAUUAGGAGCAUCUUCAAAACGCAAAAUUCCUACAGUUCUUGUCAUUUCACGAUCAGCUGUCUUUAAAUUGUAUUAAACUAAUUUUUUGUUCUCUAUUUUAUUUUGAUGCCUUUUUGAAAAUACCUAGACUUUUAAAAUGUUUUGCGUGUUGACGUUGCGACAUCUUUGAAAGGAAUGCCCCCCACCCUAAAGCUUUAGAUGUGAUUGUCAAUAAUGCAGUUUCGCUAUCACAGUGAAUACUUUUCAAAUAAAUUGUUUGGUCUGUCCACCUCUUCAUGUCCUUCAAUCGCAAUUGAUGAAAAUAUAACAUAUAAACGAAUAUGAAUUGUAUAAAAUAAUUAAAAUAGAGAAACACUCUAAUACAACAACAACAACAAAAGACAACACCUAACGCCCAAUGAGUGGAUGCAUGCAAAUAAAACACGAUAUUUUAUGUAUACGUAUAUUGUAUGUACAACUCCCAAGUGAACUAUUUAUUCAAGCUUUCGCGUUUAAUAUGAAUGUAUAUGUAUGUAACAAUAAACUAUAGUUAAUGGCAAUGCAAA
Drosophila grimshawi is the source of this 1873-nucleotide messenger RNA. It is a transcript of the gene sordd1, whose product is annotated as E3 ubiquitin-protein ligase RNF185. The record is from RefSeq and is a predicted model, not a curated record. The transcript is spliced from 5 exons. Lineage: Eukaryota; Metazoa; Arthropoda; Insecta; Diptera; Drosophilidae. Bases 344 to 1165 code for a protein of 273 amino acids. Gene Ontology annotation, cellular component: endoplasmic reticulum. Gene Ontology annotation, molecular function: ubiquitin protein ligase activity; metal ion binding; ubiquitin-like protein conjugating enzyme binding. Gene Ontology annotation, biological process: ubiquitin-dependent protein catabolic process.